Molecule: messenger RNA, 1462 nt
Organism: Anguilla anguilla (European eel)
Lineage: Eukaryota; Metazoa; Chordata; Actinopteri; Anguilliformes; Anguillidae
Gene: mxi1
Product: max interactor 1, dimerization protein
Exons: 6
Coding region: 565-1239 (224 amino acids)
Biological process (GO): regulation of transcription by RNA polymerase II
Molecular function (GO): protein dimerization activity; RNA polymerase II cis-regulatory region sequence-specific DNA binding; DNA-binding transcription factor activity, RNA polymerase II-specific
Source: RefSeq, a predicted model, not a curated record
AUGAACUACAGUGUUAGUUCCGUAAACUAGUUAAAGUGGAUAUGAUAUUACUAAUGUGAAGAAUUAGGUUUUAUUUUCGUCUUACGAAAAGGGAAGUGACUCUAUAUCCCAUAAACCUUUGCGUUGGGGGUUGUCUCCUCCCCUCAGCUGUGAAGCCAAGUAAACAAACUGGGGGAGGAGUAGUAACAAGCAGCAGGGACUUUGCAGGCUCUGGGCUUUCGGGGGAAUUUUUAUAUCGUUUAUAUCAGUUUUAUACAAUUUAUAGUAUUCUGUUUCCUAAGAAUUUGUAAUACUUUGCUAUCCUGAUCUUCAUUACAUUGAAUUUUUAAGACAGCUUUGGCUGAACGAGUUAGCUCUAAGCUGGCUAACGUCUGCUCAGACAUACUUCGGUAUUUCGGUAGCAAGUGACAGUCAGUUAACAAGCUGUACGAAAAAUAGCUAGAUAAAGGACUAAAGUUACCUCUGAAGCAAUACUGUAUGAAAAACUAUUGUUGACAUUUUAAUCGGAGAGUUUGAACAGCAAUAUUUCUAUAAAACAUUGCCAGCAACCUAGCUACAUCCAGGAUGACGGCAGUGCAGCUUAUUAAUAUCCAGAGGUUAUUGGAAGCUGCGGAAUAUCUUGAAAGGAGGGAGCGAGAAUGUGAACACGGGUAUGCUUCGACGUUUCCAUCAGUUCAAAACACGAACUAUCAGAGACAAAGGAAAUUUCGAAAUAAAAAGUUUAACAACAAUAACAACAACAACCACAACAGGUCCACACACAACGAGCUGGAGAAGAACAGGCGAGCUCACCUCCGGCUGUGUCUGGAGCGAUUGAAGGCACUUAUACCCCUGGGACCCGACUGCAAUCGGCACACCACGCUGGGACUGCUCAACAAAGCCAAAUCGCACAUUAAGAAACUUGAAGAAGCGGACCGGAAGAGCCAACACCAGCUGGAGCACUUGGAGCGAGAACAGCGCCACCUACAGCGCCAGCUGGACCAGCUGCGAAUGUCUGGUACGGGAGAUGGAGAGAGGAUACGAACGGAUAGCGUAGACUCCACCCUGUGCUCUGACCGCUCCGACUCGGACCAAGAGGAGAUUGAGGUGGACGUGGAAAGCACCGAGUUCUCCCAUGGAGAGCUGGACAGCGUGAGCACGGCGAGCACCAGCGACCUGGACGACCACAGUAGCCUGCAGAGCACGGCGAGCGACGAGGGCUACUCCAGCUGCAGCGUCAAACUGGCCUUCUCCUCCUAGAGCCUCCCUCCUCCCGCCCCCCCGGGGGGCCUCAGAGCCACGCCCAACCACACCCGCCCGCCCGCGCGCGGGGCGACCAGAACACCACCCGACCACAGGCCCGACGCCGUCGCGGCUCUAGCAGCACAAACCCAUCCUUAGAUUCCGCAACCUUCCGCUUGCUCCACGUUCGUUUCUUAGCAGCACCGGGGGGAAGGAGAGGGAGGGGCAGAGGAGGGGAGGA